GACCCGCCGAGGGACGUGCAGGGCUCCCGUGGGAGCGACAUCCCCUCAGCCCGGCGGCUAGACAGGCUCAGGCCGGCGCCGCCUUGCAAGGAGGGGCCUAGUCCGCCAUCGGGCCGGUCGCACCGCCGCGGGAGGCCGCGGAGGGGCAGGGCCUGGCGCAGGCGUCUCACGCAACCACCGGUGUCGGUCGGAGGCCUGUGGACCCCCCGCCGCGCCGGAUGUCCCCGGGAAGCCGCCUGCUGCUCUCGCGGCGGGGCAGACCCCGGCGGCCUCUGCUGGCAGGGCUGGCCGCCAUUUUCUGCAUUGAAGCAGUCCUCGGGCAAAAAUUGUGUCCUAAGGCGAUGGAAAACUACGUGGCAUCGAUGGUGCUGAGCGCAGUUGGUGACACGCUGGGCUAUUACAAUGGGAAAUGGGAAUUCCUGCAGAGUGGCCUGGCCAUCCACAAGGAGCUGGCGGAGAUGGGGGGACUCGGCAACCUCAGCAUCCGAGGUUGGAAAGUCAGUGAUGAUACAGUGAUGCACUUGGCCACAGCCGAAGCCCUGGUAGCUGCCGGGAAAACCCCAAAUUUAGAGCACCUCUAUUCCCUGAUUGCAAAGAACUACAAGGAGUGCAUGAAUUACAUGAAAGGCAGAGCUCCAGGUGCCAUGUGUAUGGAAAACGCGCUGAAGCUGGAUCCGGGGCGGCCGGAUGGCUGGAGGGCCCCGUUCAGCCCCAGGGGGGGAGGCUGCGGGGCUGCCAUGCGCUCUAUGUGCAUCGGUCUGCGUUUCCACCACCCCACUGAGCUGGACACCCUGGUGCAAGUCAGCAUCGAGAGCGGCCGAAUGACCCACCACCAUCCCACUGGCUACCUGGGGUCCCUGGCUUCAGCCCUCUUCACAGCUUUUGCAGUGAACGGUGUGUCCCCCCCAGCCUGGGGGAAGAAGCUGCUGGAUGUGCUGCCACAGGCAAAAGCCUACGUGCGGGACACUGGCUUCUUCGUGGAGGAGAACAUGGAGCAAUGGCAUUACUUUGAAGAGCAAUGGGAAAAAUACCUGGCAGAGAGAGGCAUAUCAGACGGGGUCUCGCAGCCCACCUUCCCCCCCAAGUACGGCGUGAAAGAGAGAGACUCGUUCUACACCUCCCUGAGCUAUGAUGGCUGGGGAGGCAGCAGUGGGCACGAUGCCCCCAUGAUCGCUUACGAUGCGCUGCUGGGCGCAGGCGACUCCUGGGCAGAGCUGGCUCACCGGGCUUUCUUCCAUGGGGGCGACAGUGACUCCACUGCCGCCAUUGCAGCCUGCUGGUGGGGGGCCAUGCAUGGCUUCCGGGGGGUCAACACCUCCCUCUACGCCCACCUGGAGUACAGGGACCGCCUGGAGCAGGUGGCCAAGGACUUGUACAGCAUUGCCUAGGAGAGGGGCGGCACUGCCUCCCAGGGGCGCGCUUACCCCGCCUGCCGCCCCUCGCUUGCUUGAGGUUUUGCAGACUCAGUUUGCAAGGCUGCUGGAUUGAAGCAGGCGAACGUAUGCCAGAGCCAGGCCUUCUUUUUCUGUUUGUGUGUGUUGGCUUCAGCAGGGAGGCCAUUUUGGAGCUAGCAGCUUGGGGCUUGUGGGCAGUGGGUGGGGAAAAGCAGAUAGAAGCACCUAAUGUGCGUCUGUCCCUUGAGCAGCCGAGCCCCGAGACGUCCCUCAUCAGCACGGCUGCACAUUGUCUCGUGCUCAAGGGGAGCAGGAGCACCCACAGCAGCAUUGCUAGCGAUGCUCCAGCAGCAGGACAAGCAGCAAAACCCCCACAGGCCACCCCAAACCAGGGUCCUGCCCAUGAAGCAUGCCAGAGGGGGGUCACGGACGCACGCCUGGCUGCAGGGAGCACACGUGGGCUGGCAGAGAUGCCUCCCGGCAAACCUGUGGUGGGUAGCCCGUGCUCGCCGCCCCAUACUGCUCAUGGGGAGGGCCAGGGACACCACUUGCCAUCUAGCACUGAGCAUGUGUAAAGCUAAAACCUCUGCUCCUUGGCACAGGGGUUAUAGCAUGGCAACCUGCUGGGGGUGGGGGGAGCAUACUGUGUCCAGGGACAACAGAGUUUUCUCAUACAAUUAUUUUAGCAACGAAUUAUUAUUUUUUGUUGUUUAAAUGAAUGGGGGAAAACCCAAACCCAACCCAACAGCUGCGUCGGCAGUGCAUUUUGCACAAUUUCAUAGCACUUUUGCUGCAGAGUUAAGACCGUAUAACGCUACUUCUGUAAUUCAGUUAAUGGGGGUUCAAGACUACUGAGCAAAUCCUUAUUCAAGAUACAAGUUGGUAAGGAGAAAUAAAAGAUUACUUUUUUUUAUAUCAACUUAAGCAACUUCUGUAAUGAACUAUAUUCUUCUGCUGGCAUCAAGGUUACUAAGAAUAUUUGCUUAACAUUUGCUAUGGAUAAUUCUAUAAAAAAUGUUUUUUUCUCUAAGUCCAGACUAUGACACAGCAAAAUACUUAGUAUUUUCAAAGUGAUUUCAAAAAUGGUGUAUCCCAUUCAAUAAAUAGAACUGACACGCCUCUCUUAAA
Messenger RNA from Grus americana (Whooping crane), 2522 nucleotides. It is a transcript of the gene ADPRH, whose product is annotated as ADP-ribosylarginine hydrolase. The transcript has 4 exons. Lineage: Eukaryota; Metazoa; Chordata; Aves; Gruiformes; Gruidae. The record is from RefSeq and is a predicted model, not a curated record. Gene Ontology annotation, molecular function: ADP-ribosylarginine-[protein] hydrolase activity; magnesium ion binding. The coding region runs from base 219 to 1388 and encodes 389 amino acids. Gene Ontology annotation, biological process: protein de-ADP-ribosylation.